This is a messenger RNA of Exophiala bonariae, 2160 nucleotides long. RefSeq lists its product as uncharacterized. Gene Ontology annotation, biological process: transmembrane transport. The transcript has 3 exons. The record is from RefSeq and is a predicted model, not a curated record. NCBI's taxonomy places the organism in Eukaryota, Fungi, Ascomycota, Eurotiomycetes, Chaetothyriales, Herpotrichiellaceae. Gene Ontology annotation, molecular function: transmembrane transporter activity. The coding region runs from base 1 to 2160 and encodes 719 amino acids. Gene Ontology annotation, cellular component: plasma membrane.
AUGCCGCCACCACCAGUAUCCCCAAUUUCUAUCCCAGCCGCAAAGUAUGGCCAAGGUCCGACUCAGGACGAGGAUAUCGUCUCACCGUUGCCGCCUGAUUCGGUUUUGGGCAAUGGUUCACGGAGACCCCAAGCUUUCCGCGUCAAGCGCAAGCCAGUUCCUCGGCCUCCUCCAGCAAGAUCAGCUUCAUACCGACCAAUCUCAAGAGACUCGAGACCUGAAUCACGAUGGUCGAAUGGGUUGAGACCCGAAUCGCGAAGAUCUGGACGUCCAGAAUCGUCCAGGAGUUUCUCCGCUGGCUUCGCCUGGAUUGGUGAAGCGAUUCUCUGGCCAACGAGAAGACCUUCACAGCGCUCGCCCAGGAAGAUCGAGGAACCCCAGAUGAGAGAAGCCACGCUACCCCGACGUUUCACGUCAGUCUAUGAUCCUCGGAUGGAGCGUGGCUUAUCAAUGUAUGACCCGGACCUCGACAUCAAUCAGCAUGUGGAGGAGCCCAAGCUCGACUCGACUGUACAGAAAAACUUGGCGAUGCUUGAUAUGACAUGGACUUUACCAAGCUUCAAAUACUCAUAUGUUGAGUCACAAACUCGUACGAGUAUCGACAUAGCUCUUGCUGCCGACGAGCCAUCAGAGUGGCAUAUAUCCCCAUUUUCACUCGGAAUGAUCGCACUUGCAUUGGUGUGUAGUAUCUUCCUUGUGGCACUCGAUAUGACCAUCGUGGCCACUGCGAUUCCUGCCAUCACCGAUGAGUUUCACUCCCUUGACGAAAUCGGUUGGUACGGAAGUGCGUUCUUCCUCACCAUCGGCUCCUUUCAGGCGACAUGGGGGAAAUUGUACAAGUACACCCCGUUGAAGAUCUCAUACCUAGCUAGUAUCGCCAUAUUUGAGGUCGGAUCAUUGAUAUGUGGCGUUGCAAAGGACUCCACUACUCUCAUCGUUGGAAGGGCCAUUGCAGGAAUGGGUGGUGCAGGCAUUGCAUCAGGUGCAUACAUCGUGAUCGCUUUCUCGGCACCACCAAAGUAUCGUGCUAUGUUUACGGGUAUUAUGGGCGCAACAUUUGGUCUUGCGUCGGUCAUUGGUCCCCUUUUAGGAGGCGUCUUCACCGAUCAACUUUCGUGGAGAUGGUGCUUCUACAUAAAUCUCCCAAUCGGUGGUGUAGCUACGGCUAUCAUUGUGGCCUUCUUUCAUGCACCAGUUCAGCCAGAGCCAGCAACCCGACGAGAAAUCGUUCUUCAAAUGGACUUUCCUGGAACUUUUAUUCUAAUGGCCGCCAUCAUCUGCUACCUACUGGCGAUGCAAUGGGCAGGAACAACCAAGCCGUGGGAUGACCCAUCUGUUAUUGCCACUUUGGUAUUGUUCGGCCUCUUGAUUGUCGCCUUCAUCGCCGUCGAAUACUACCAGGGGGAGAGGGCUCUGCUGCAAGGCCGACUCGUCAAGGAUCGUACCAUAAUGGCAAUGUGCGCUUACAUAUUCAUCGUUGCUGGUGCCUUUUUCACCCUCCUCUACUUUCUACCGAUUUAUUUCCAAGCAGCACUCAAUGUCUCGGCAGCGAAAUCAGGAAUCGACAACUUACCUUUAGUGCUAGGAGUCUCCUUAUUUUCAAUUGUCUCAGGAGCCCUCCUAUCCGGUUGGGGGCUAUAUAUCCCAAUGAUGAUCUUUGGGUCUACAGUGGCCAGCGUCGGUUGUGGCCUUAUUUACACUCUCGAUGCCGAUUCUACGUCUGGGAAAUGGAUCGGUUACCAAGCCUUGGUCGGAAUAGGACUAGGCCUCGUCUUUCAGAUCCCCGUCAUCGUGUGUCAAGCAAUAUGCGAAUCCUCAGACCUGUCAUCAGUCUCGGCGAUCGUGCUAUUCUUCCAGACAGUGGGAGGCUCCAUCUGGAUCUCGGCAGCCCAGGCGGGUUUUGCAAACAGGAUGUUGGCAGUUCUCCCUCAGAAAGCGCCCGGUGUCAAUCCAGCUCAGGUCCUCGCAACAGGUGCUUCGGAGCUACGACAUGUUUUCGACGCCGAACAAAUCGACGGAAUCAUCUCGGCAUACAUGGAAGGUCUCCGAAUUCCAUUCGCAAUCUGUAUCGCGUGUGGAUGCUUGUCUUUUAUUGUGUCAUUUACUCCCAAGUGGGAAAGUAUCAAGGGAAGGGUGAAGAUGGAUGCAGGGGCCGGCUGA